Vanrija pseudolonga is the source of this 2475-nucleotide messenger RNA. RefSeq lists its product as uncharacterized. Gene Ontology annotation, molecular function: transcription cis-regulatory region binding; zinc ion binding; DNA-binding transcription factor activity, RNA polymerase II-specific. Bases 1 to 2475 code for a protein of 824 amino acids. The record is from RefSeq and is a predicted model, not a curated record. Lineage: Eukaryota; Fungi; Basidiomycota; Tremellomycetes; Trichosporonales; Trichosporonaceae. Gene Ontology annotation, biological process: regulation of DNA-templated transcription. The transcript is spliced from 13 exons. Gene Ontology annotation, cellular component: nucleus.
AUGAGCGCAGAGGAAUCACAGAGCGCAGGCAGCGACCACCGUCCGGGAACUGGCCUCUCCCGCGCAUGUGACGCAUGUCGCCGCAUGAAGAUCCGGUGCGUGGAUCGCGCCGACCCGCCGUGCCGCCGAUGCAGGACCACGGGGUCCAAGUGCGAGUUCACGCUCGAGUCAUACCCCUCGCCAUACAGGAUCAAAACAAAUCAAGCCCGAGUGAUCCAGAUCGAGCAGCGCAUGGACAAUGUGGAGAAGGUUGUGCGCAGCAUGGAGGGGAUGAUGCGCCGCUUUGUCGAGAGCCAGGUCGGCAAGUCGACUGGCUCGGCGUCCCCUGCGUCUGUGAGGCCACCGACAACGCUGGACGAUUGGGUGUUGUCGGCCGAGUCUAGUCGGGUGGACGAGGAUCUUGGCUCCACCCGCGACAACCACGAGGAGACCGAGGACCCUGUUGGGGGCAGCGUUGGAAUCCAGCAUGCCGGCGACCCCGAGGACAGCCGGAGCGGGAGCGGCACCAGCCGCGACGAAGACGACUACCUCUUCGAAGCGUCGACCGGUGCGCCGUUCAAAGGGCUGCUAUACCGUGACGAGCGGGAGCGUGAGCGCGCCAAGCGGCGCCGCGCGCGUGGUAACGAGGGGAACGACAGCGACUCCGAGGUCGAGGCGCCUGUGCGCAAGCGGCGCGGAUCGCUCUCGCUCGUGGGCGGAAGCCAGCGCCUCUCGUCGACCAAGCAGAGCCAGAGUCUGCUCACAAGCCUUGGUGGCCGCCCCGUCGCCAGCGGGGGCAGUGGCCGCCUGCAAGACUUCCUCGACCGCGCCGAGCCGUCCGCUGAGACGGUCUCCGACCCAAUCGAGCUCGGCUUCUGUACCGAGGAACAGGGGCGGCACUUGCUCGACCUGUACUACCAGGGUGCUCAUGCCUUCCUGCCCGUUUUCGACCCGGUCACGGACACGUGGGAGAGCUUGCGAUCCCGCUCUCCGUUCUGCGUCACUACUAUUCUCAUGGCGGGGCAAAUUGCUGCCUCGGGGAGCGAACAGGCACUGUCGUUACGUCCUGACUUGAGGGAGAAGCUGGUGGCCCAUGCCGAGUCGAUAGCUCGUGACACCCUGUUCUCCUCCGUCGCCAACAUCGAGAGCGUGCAGGCAAUGGUCAUCUUGUCCAACUGGGGCGAUACGGCGUGGCGGCCAGGAAACCACCUUCUCAAUCUCGCCCUUGACAUGGACCUGCACCUGUGCCUCCCCCGCCUGGUGCAGGGCGGCAUGGGUGGCGGCAAGUCGGGCGCUGAGCUAGAACGCGAGCGGCCCUUGGUCGCUGGUGCACGCCUGUGGCUGGCAACAUGCAAAACGCACACCGAGCUGUGCUUCAACUACGGCCGGCCGAUCCUCGUCGACAUUGAGGAGAUUGUGCGCCUUGGCAGGGUGUUCCUCUCGCACCCCUUGUCCAACCGUGACGACUCGCGCUGCGUGACAUUGUGCGAGAGCUUCAGCAUUCGGCAGCCUAUCAACCGCGCUCUCAGGCAAGGCGUAAAGGGCCGCCCCCUUGACAACCUCAUGUCGACCGCGCUCAAGAAGCUGGAGGAGUGGGAGCGCUACUGGCUAGACUACUAUUCGUCGAUGGGGCUGGCGGAUGACGACUUCCUGGUCACUGAGCUCAUCACGAUCAAGAACUAUGCCAUGAUGCAGGUCAGCGUGGCUUUCCUGUCCGAAGUGAAGAGUAAGCGCGACAUCGACCUCCUGCCAGCCAGCCGGAGGGAGGUGAUCGUCUCGGCUGUGCGCGCGUCGGCCCGGCUCCUGGCGCGUGCAGCGCGUGGUGCAGAGAACUCCAAGAUCCGGCACGGAAACCGCAACGUUCGCCUCGGGUUAGCCCACGCCGCGCGGUACCUCAUCCGCAUGGCCUCACUGAUCCCCGAGUCCAUCAACUUGCGCGAGGCCGCAAAGGACGUCGAGUUGCUCGCUGACCAGCUGGGUCGAUGUACGUCCCCUUUCCGGUACUCGCUGACACCAGUCCCCGAUUUCUACUUCUCCCAGUUUCUGCACCAUGUUGUCGUCGAAGCGAGACGCAAGCGCCAGCUCCCCCCAGCUUCGGCCCUGCCCUCACGCCACCCCUCGCCCGGUCUCGAAGUCGCACCCCUCCCUGAGCCCGUCGAGAGCGUCAAGACGUGCGACUCUACGGAAUCGACCACCACCAGCCGGCUGGACUUUGACUUUGGUAUCGCCGACAACAUCUUCGCGUCCGAGGACUGGAUGAGCAUCGUCGGAGGGGUCGGAGCGAACGAUCAGCCCAUGCUGGAUCCUGGAAACGCGUUCCCUUUCCUCCCGCUUGAGCUGUCGCGAUUCCCGCCGAGCGAUGUGUCCGAGAUGGUGGACCACAGCGAGCUUCUGCUGUCGUUCGGCCAGAAUGACACGGGUGCGGUGUCGGGAGGGGGCGAACCUGCCCAGCCGGCUGGGUUUUGGCCCGUGACAUACAACUCGAAUGCCUUGUGA